AAUAAAAUUUAAUCAUAAUAUUCUUACUAAUUUCCAUUUUACCGCCUUAAUCUUUCAUCACAUUUUUACGACUUUCCAAGCGAUAUUAAACGCUUUUUUUAAGUAAAACCAACUCAAUUCUUUCCCUGUUCUUAAAAAUUUUAUCUCUUUUGAUCUAAUCGUAUUUAUAUUUUAAUAAUGGGUAGUCAAUGUUAUGUAAAUUCUGAGUGCGGUUCAGUAUUCUCGCAAGAGAAUAUUUCAUCAAGCCAUUUUCAAGCUAUCGAUACAACAAAUCAAGAAGACACCGCGUCUACGCUCUAUCCGACACAAAUGUCUACAUCUACAAUUAAUUUAAUCAAAACAGAAGAGGAAGUUUCAUUAUCAGUUUAUCCUCAAAAUGAGUACAAACCAGAGUAUACAUCACAGUGUUUUGGUAGUCAAAAUGAAUUCGGUAUGUUUGUCAUAUCCGAAGGAAUGGGACAUUUAACUCAAAAAUUUCAUGUUUCUCCCGUAAAUCAAAAUUAUAUCGCAUGUCCACCUACACCAACUACUCCUCAUACACCUUAUAAUGAAAAUUUCUUUCCUGAAGUAUUUCCUACAACACCUCCAGCGGAUAUAAACAUGUUCAAUCCUGCAACUUUACUCGCGUUUUCUCAACAAGCAGAACAUUUUUAUGAUCAAGGACAUUAUUUUCUUCAUGUCGCGAACCCUCGUAAUGCUUAUCUCGCGUUUUCAUAUUUCGCGUAUGCUGCAAAUUUAGGUUCUCAACGCGGUAAACAUCAACUCGCUUACUGUCUUCAACAUGGUAUCGGUGUUGUUAAAGAUGAAAAGAAGGCCGUAAAAAUAUAUUUGGAAAUAGCAAGUGCAGAUCCCCCAAAUGCGGCAACGUUGUGUCAAUUAGGAAUCUGUUUUCAAAUGGGCAUUGGUGUUGAAGUUGACGCGUCGCGUGCUAUGUGUAUAAGAGACAGGUUUAAUCUCGCGUACUGUCUUCGAUAUGGUCUUGGUACCCCUGUAAAUCAUAAACGCGCAUAUGAGUUAUAUUAUCAUUUGGCCGAAUUAGGUGAUCCACAAGGCAUGAAACUUUUAGGUAACUGCAAAAUGUCAGGAAUUGGAACCGAAAAAGAUGAAAUUGGUGCACUUGAAUGGUUUCGACGUUCUAGUGAAAGUGAUAUUUACUGGGGUGGUAAAAUGCAAUAUGCUUUACAUCUUCUUAAAGGCAUAAAUACUGCUCCAAAUCACGUCGAAGCAUUUAAUUUGGUUAAUACUGUUUGUGAGAAUUUUCCUUCAUGCCCUGGACCUAAUAAACUACUUCUCGGAAGAUUUUAUCACUCUGGAACUGGAUGUCAAGUAGAUCUUGAAAAAGCCUUAUAUUGGUAUGAAAAAGCAUUACGAAGCUAUUAUAUGCCAUCAUGCUAUGUACAAGAAUCUGAAAUGUUGAUCAAUGAUAUCCGUAAUCGACAAAUUCAAAAUUCAAUGAUUUUCUUAAAGGGGGUUGGGAAUGAAAAUGGUAUAAUCGAUGAAGAUAUUGGUCAUGAAGAUGGAAAUUGCUAAAAAAAAAAUGGCAGUUUGAUAAUAGCUUUAAUAUAUAUUAUAAUGUAUAUAUAUAUAUAUAUUUCAUUUUCCCCGCAAAAUUUUAUAAUACUUUUCUUUUUUUUAUGUCGAAUGAACAACUAAGAAUAUUAUUUAUGCUGCCUUUACUCUCCUUUUAUUCUUUUUUCAUAUGGAAACUGUAGGUUAAUUUUUAAUUUUAAGCACAAAAAAAAAUUAUUAUUUUCGUAUAAUAUUAUAUAUACAUUUAUAUAUGUAUAUGUCUAUGAACAAAAAAAAACUAAGUAACUAAUUUAUAAAAACUAAUAAAAAAACUAAGAUGUUUGUG
This is a messenger RNA of Rhizophagus irregularis DAOM 181602=DAOM 197198, 1855 nucleotides long. Lineage: Eukaryota; Fungi; Glomeromycota; Glomeromycetes; Glomerales; Glomeraceae. The record is from RefSeq and is a predicted model, not a curated record.